AAAAGUCGUCUGCCAGCAGUCCAGUAAUACAAGUUUGUGACUAAAUUUACAUUUACGACGUCAUUGAAUUUUUCAGCUCCAUCACAGGAUCUCAUCCAAUCUGUGGACCGACGCUGACAGAAUGAUCAUGAGCGUGUAUUUAUACGUUCAUGGAAUGAUCAACAUUCAAAACGUCAGAGGUGUUGAUGCUCCCGAAUACAAAAUAAGGAGUAAACGGCCACUGCAUUAUUUCAAUUAUCUGCAGUUUUGAGGCUUAUCGUAACUGAACUGCGUUCUGAUUACUGAGGCAACUUUUGCUUGCUCAGGUAAAGAAAACAAGAACCGGCAAAAUAGACACGAAUUCGGGCUUAAUGGUCCUCCGUAUCAAAGAGUUCCCCACUACCAACUUCCCGGAUGUACGCCAUCGCGAAGGGCUCGCUCUUUAAAAAUCAUCGGUAAUUUGCAAAAAAACUAGCCAACCAUACAAAAACUCCAGCAUUAUUCUGCGGAAUUAAAGACAUUAGCACAUGCCAUGGCCGCAAAGGACUUAUCAAAAACGUUUGAAGAUGUCGAAUCAGAUGAUCCAAGUCUGGAAACAUCUGUUCCUACUGAUCUUACGUUGUCUCCUGACUACAGUGAAAGGGAAGGAGGUCGGAAUAAAAAGAGACAGAUUACAAAACAACUGAUCGAACGUAAACAACUUGUUCAUGAUAUGCAGUUGCUCCGAAUUGAACUUUCACAGAAAAAUAUGACUAUCGAAAAUAUGAAGGUAGAGCAUUUGCAGCGUGUAGAAGAGCUAGAGGAAAAAUUGCAAGAUGUUUCUCACCAAAAACAAAUUCUCCAAGCAAGACUGGAAUCGGAGCUACAGAUUCAGCAAGAAGAAGCAAAACGACGACAACAUUCCAUUAACAAGGAGCUAGAAUCAGUGAGAAGCAGGCAACAGCAACUCGAAGCAGCAAAUGAACGUCUCAGAGAAAAGGCUGGCGAUGUUCGUCGUAGCUUGCGAGACCUUAGCUUGACUGAAGAAAAAUACUACAUUCUCAGAGGCCUACCAGACGAAGAAAUCUCACUAAGAGACUUUGUUGCAAUGCGGCUAUAUGAAGGAAUGCGACCUCUGCAGGUGGAAAUAGAUCAACUACGUGUGACAUGCAAGUCUCAAGAAGAGGAGUUAAAAACAAUGUCAAGUGAACUUCUGGAAUUACAAAAGAAACUAGAAGAAGAACGUUUAGCACAUGGAGAACUGCGAGUCCGUUAUCAAAAGAUAACUCUUGAGUAUGCAGACAGCAAAACUCGAAUAAGAAAUGAUGAUUACAAGGUGGAGAACUAUGACAAGGUGAAAUUAGAGAGAGACAACUUGGAAAGAGAUCAUGGAGAUGUGGAGAGACAGUUGUCAGUACUUGAGAUUGCUCACAACAAUCUGCAGAAAGAACGAGAUGAUCUUAGUAGAGAGCUGUCUGCAGCCAAGCAGUCUCUUCAGUUGCUGAAACAGGAUAAAGACUAUCUAAGUCGUCAGGUCACUGAAGCUAACAAUCGUUCAACAUUUGCUGAUGAGAAGUUGCAGCAGCUAGCCAGGCAAGUUGAUGCUGCCAAGGAAGCACGAGAAGAAAUGUAUGAGAAAUAUGUGGCCUCUAGGGAUCAGUACAAAUCAGAAUAUGAAAAUAAACUUAGAGAAGAGCUUGAGCAAAUACGGAUUCGCACCAAUACGGAAAUUGACAGGCUUCGAACAUCAACUAGAGAAAUGUAUGAAAGGGAAAAUAGGAAUCUUAGAGAAGCCAGAGAUAUGGCCAUCAACGAACGUGAACAGGCACAGGCAACAGAAAGGGAGACAAAAGCCAAAUAUGAACAGAUGGUUGAUAAGUUUCGUGAAAUGCAAUCCAAAUGGGAAAGCCAGCUGUCUGAAGUUCAUAAUCAACUGAAGGUAAAGGGGUUUGAAGCAGAGAGGUCACAGCUGGUCUAUGAAGAAGCCAUGAAGAAUCUGAGGGCUAGUGAAAUGGACAUUGACAAGCUUGCAGAAAAAGGGCAGGUGCUGACAAAAGAGUACUAUGCUUUGCAAACAGCUAUGGAGAAGCGUGUGGUAGAGCUGGAGGGACAGUUGUCAGAACGAAAUGCAAAACUUGAGACAUACGAGCGACUGGAAGGGGAAUUAGAUGAUGUGAUCCUCCAGGCUGCAGAGAUUGACAAUGAACAGGAAGCUGAAAAAGUUUUGUUCUCUUAUGGCUAUGGCGCCAAUGUUCCUAGCACCACAAAGAGAAGAAUGCAGCACAGUGUGCAACUGGCUCGGAGAGUUUUGCAGCUGGAAAAAGCCAACACUUCACUAAGGCAUGAAGUCCAAAGAGAACAAAAUAAAGUUAAACAGCUGGGAGAUGAGCUCAAGAGUGCUAAUGCAGUGUUAGACCAAGCCCAGCAGCCAUACAGCUAUCUCAUUGAGAGUAUACGAGUUCGGGAAGUGCAGAUUCAACAACUCAGUCAGCAAGUUGCCAUGCUGGAGGAGGAUACUCAAAAACUUGAGAAAGAGCGUAGUGAUCUUGUAAAAAUGAAAAACCAGAUGGCUCUUGACUUGGAAAGACUCCUCAAUCAGCGUGAGGAAAUGGCCAUCAUGAAGCAAGUUGUGAUGAGUAUGUCAGAACGUGUACCAUCUGCAAAACAGGUGGGAGAUGAAAGAAGACCAAAGUCUGCUUCCUUACAUCUGCCGAGCACUCAUCACAGAGACUUCGAGAUACAUGAUGAUAUAGACAUUGUCAAGCCAGGCCCUCUCUCACUGACAAAAGCACCACGGUGGGCCAACAAAUUGAAGAAGAAGAACUCAAGUCAGAAAACACAGUUUUCUAAAGUGUAUGGUUAUGCUACGAAAUGACAGGCUUGGUAUUCAGUCAACAGUGAAAGGAAGAGCAGUGCUUUUUCAGUCAGCAACAAAAUAAUGCCACUUGAAACCAUUUACAGGAUCAAGAGUCAGCAGCAAUUUUUUGUGAGCAAAGAUAAUUUUAGUCUGACGGUGACCAUGAAGUUAGGAGAUCACUUAAUACUUUGUGUUCAUUGGUUUCCAUAUUAAUAACUUACUGACGAUUGAUUAGCAUCAAAUCCUCAUGAAGCUUCCUGUUUCUUCAUCUUCCUUCUACUCAUACCAUAGAAAGAAAUAUCUGCUGUGAUAUUGUACAGAGUAAAAUGUCUGCAGAGGUAAGCUAUAUUUAAAUACUCCUUUCAAUGUUCGAAUUGAAGGAAAAAGAGAAUGGAGAAAAAUAUCUUUAUUUCAGCUUUUUAUUUGGCCAUUUAUAUGAAUGAUAACCCUUGCCCCAUUAAAAAAAAUGUCUGCAGAAACAGUGAAACUGGCAAAACAAAUCAAACUUGUAUAAUUCAGCUAAUGACAUAAAGAACAGUCCAUGGAAUUACAUUUCUGCCACAUUUGAGAGAUUUAUGAUUUUUUUAUAGCAUGUUUUUAACCUUUUGCAUCCACAUCUUGAAGUUAUUUUACAUUAAAUAUUUUAGUCCUUGUAACUUUCUAGGUUUUUGUUUUUAUUUUUCUUACAUUAAAAGACUGCUGGAAAGAAAGUUGUCUGUACAUUUGUUUAUUGAAUAAAGUGCCACAAAUACAAUUUCUAUACACUGAUAUUUAUUGUGUAAACUGUCAUGGAAUAGAAAUUUUAUGUUCUUUAACAAGAUAUGUAAUAAAAUAUCAAUUUAAAUUCUUA
Pomacea canaliculata is the source of this 3665-nucleotide messenger RNA. Its product is annotated as progesterone-induced-blocking factor 1-like. The transcript has 15 exons. The coding region runs from base 512 to 2833 and encodes 773 amino acids. Gene Ontology annotation, cellular component: centriolar satellite. Gene Ontology annotation, biological process: cilium assembly. The record is from RefSeq and is a predicted model, not a curated record. NCBI's taxonomy places the organism in Eukaryota, Metazoa, Mollusca, Gastropoda, Architaenioglossa, Ampullariidae.